This is a messenger RNA of Leguminivora glycinivorella, 958 nucleotides long. RefSeq lists its product as uncharacterized. The record is from RefSeq and is a predicted model, not a curated record. Bases 294 to 884 code for a protein of 196 amino acids. NCBI's taxonomy places the organism in Eukaryota, Metazoa, Arthropoda, Insecta, Lepidoptera, Tortricidae. The transcript has 2 exons.
CCACUCAGAUAGCUAUGAGUUUGCUAAAUAUAUUAGUAACAAUGCAAUUUUGUUUGCGAUUACAAGCAUUGCAAAACAUUUGCAAUUUAUUGUUGCCAAAAUUUGUACGUGUUUAUAAGGGAAAAGAUAAUACAUUUUCGGGAAAUAUGAAGAAAUGUCCAUUCGAAAAUAUUUGGAAAAUAGUACAUAAAGCGAUUAAAUUAACAUUUGACAUCAGUAGCUCAGUUUUUCUUGCUCUAAGUAAUUCCUCAUACAUUUAAAUUAAUUACAUACCUAUUGUAAUUUGGAUAACAAUGAAGCUCCUUACUUUCAUUGCGUUUUUGACACUGGUAACAUAUGUCGCCGCCCUGCCUCAACCGGACACCAACAUACAAAUACAACACUACGAUGGUCCCGUUUACCUCGGCAACACAACACCUAACUGCUGUCCCUUCUGUAACUCUAUAAUAAAACCCGAAAAUGAAUGUAAAACUACACCGGAAUAUCCUCAAGUCUAUGGGAACACCUUUGAUAACGAACCAUAUGAAGUAACCAUAUCUGUAGGUACAAACGAUCCAUGUGAAAAUGACAAAAACACGCUUGGAAGUACCAAUUUAGGGCCGUCAGAAAACUGCAAAUCUUUACUGCAUACAUCCAUCCAUAAUAUACCAGUGACUUGCUACGGAACAGGUAAAAAUACUAGGUCACCGGUGACACCGCUGUCGAACUAUCUGCCUAUAAACACGGCGUGCCAGAAUACUUGCCAAGUGCCGAUACUCACGUACAACGGGAACGGGGACGAGACGGUACUCGUCCCGCAGAAGUUUAUGUACUCGCUGAUACUCGAUGGCGAGGUUGGGACGAAUCAGAAUGCGUGUGACAGCAGAAUGUAUUAUUAUCGUUGAGUUUGUAUUAAAAAUGUAUUUUCUUGUGCUUGUUUAGAGUUCUAAAUUACUUUUAGGAUAUCAUAAUGUUUAAA